AUGAAAGCCCAAAAAGGCACCAUCAACAGCAUCACCGACGUCUCCACCGCCGACACGAAAUGGGUCGCUCUGCGCCAAAUCUCCUGGACGGACCAAAGCAACAGGUCACGCACCUGGGAAGUCGCUUCUCGCAAGACACGCGGCAGCGCCGGUGUCGAUGCGGUCGCCAUGGGAAACAUCAUACUCCAUCCUUCAAAGGAACCAACUACGAUUUUGGUGUUGCAGUAUAGACCGCCUAUCGAUGCCAUCUCGGUCGAGUGGCCGGCUGGGUUGGUGGAUGCGGAUGAGAAGGUCGAGGAUGCGGCUGUGAGGGAGCUGUACGAGGAGACUGGCUACAAGGGCAAGGUUGUUUCCGUGUCGCCGAUCGUAGCGGCGGAUCCGGGCAUGACGAGUGCGAAUAUGCAGUUGGCGAUGAUGGAGGUGCAAUUGAACGAGGGGGAUCAAGAGCCGGAGCAGCACCUUGAUGAGGGUGAACAUAUCGAAAGGGUGGUUGUGCCGAUCAAGGACUUGUAUGAGAGGUUGGUCGAGUACAGCAAUAUGGAGGGGUAUAUGGUCUCCGCUAAGCUCUUCCAUUGGGCUCAUGGUGUGCAUAUGGCGAAGAGCAAGAGCUACCUGUAG
Messenger RNA from Aureobasidium namibiae CBS 147.97, 618 nucleotides. RefSeq lists its product as uncharacterized. The transcript has a single exon. Gene Ontology annotation, cellular component: nucleus. Gene Ontology annotation, biological process: nucleoside phosphate metabolic process; ribose phosphate metabolic process. Gene Ontology annotation, molecular function: ADP-ribose diphosphatase activity. The record is from RefSeq and is a predicted model, not a curated record. Lineage: Eukaryota; Fungi; Ascomycota; Dothideomycetes; Dothideales; Saccotheciaceae. The coding region runs from base 1 to 618 and encodes 205 amino acids.